Messenger RNA from Trichomonas vaginalis G3, 1002 nucleotides. RefSeq names its product tRNA-dihydrouridine20 synthase protein. The transcript has a single exon. The record is from RefSeq and is a predicted model, not a curated record. Bases 1 to 1002 code for a protein of 333 amino acids. Gene Ontology annotation, cellular component: cytoplasm. Gene Ontology annotation, biological process: tRNA dihydrouridine synthesis. NCBI's taxonomy places the organism in Eukaryota, Parabasalia, Trichomonadida, Trichomonadidae. Gene Ontology annotation, molecular function: tRNA dihydrouridine synthase activity; flavin adenine dinucleotide binding.
AUGCUUGGAGAUCCGAGUGAUUUUUAUAGAGGAAAGAUAUUUGCUGGUCCAAUGGUUCGCGCAUCAAAUCUUCCAUUUAGAUUGAUGUGCCUUGAAAAUGGCGCAGAUGGCGUUUACGGACCAGCCACGAGUGUAGAUUCAAUUCUUGCAAGUCAUUAUGAUGAAAAUGAAGACCCGUAUACAAUGUACUUCGGCUGGCCAAAGAAUCCACAUGUACAUUUCCAUACUGAUCCAAAAGAAAAAGGAAAAUUAAUUUUCCAAAUUCUUACAAAUGAUGCAUCCAAGGCAGUACAAGCAGCUUCAGUAGUUGUAAAGUUUGCUGAUGCUAUUGAUCUCAACUGCGGAUGCCCAGAAAGUUUUGCUACAUCUCGUGGAACAGGAAGCUCUCUUAUGAGCGAACCAGAGAUCGUUGCUGAUGUUGUUUCAGCACUUAGACGCAAUUACAAUGUACCAAUUUCAGUUAAACAUCGUAUUCAUCAUAAUAUCGAAGAAUCAAUCCAAUUUGCAGUUGCAUGCGAAAAUGCAGGUGCUUCAGCAAUCGCCGUUCAUGGCAGACUAAAGGAACAAAAGAAUAAAGGCUCUGUCGCUUACGAUAACAUGAAACUUGUAUUCGACCAUUUACACGUUGCAAAAAUAGGAAACGGUGGCGUUAAAAACAGAGAAAUGGCCAAGGAAAUGAUGGAAAAGACCGGAUGUGAGUCUGUUAUCAUUUCAUCAGCCGCAUUAAAGAAUCCAACCAUUUUCUCAGGCCAUCCUGAAACAGAUCCAGUAAAACUCGCUCGUCGUUACUUAGAAAUCGCAAAGCAAUACGGAUGUUCUGAUCGCCACGAAUACAGAUGGUCUGUCAAUACAAUGCUUGGCAAAUAUCGUCAUAUUACAAGAUCUCCUGAUUACGAACCAUUUACACACUUAGAAGAUCUCGAUAAAAUGAUUGAAUACAUAAAUAGAGAUGGGGUCUUCCCAAUGCCUCAAAAUCCAACUGAAACUGAAGAUGAUGAUUAA